UCUCCUCUUCCUCCCCAUGCCAGGCAGGACAGUUGCCCAGACCUGGGAAACGUCCCAGCCGCCCUCCGGCUCCCUGGCGGCCCCCAAGAUUCCGGGAGAGGAGUGGCGGAGGCUGGUGGGACGGCUGAUGGAGGGUGGGCCCCGUGAUGCCGUAUCUGUUACCUGUUACCCUGGUAGGAUGGUGGCCCACGUGAGCAAGGACAUCCUGGCGGCCCAGGGACUGCUCCCCGCCCAGGUCUCCCUGGCUGACCCCAGGUGUGCCGCCACUUCCAACCACAGCCACUUUUACCUGGAGACCCCCCUGAAUGGCUGUGGGACUCAGGCCCGGGGAGAUCCUGCCCACUACCACAACACCGUCCGUCUCAGUCACUUGUCCCCCGGAGACGGUCCCAAGUCACACCCAGGAGAGGACAGAGUCCACACCAUUAAUUUUACCUGCACCCCAUCCAGCCUGGCCGGGGGCCCCCAACAUCCCCAGCCCCGCCGCCCACUCUUCAGCCUGGAGGUCUACGGCUCUGACGCCUUUCACAAGCUCCCCGGGCCAUGCACUGUGCCCGCCGACAGCCGUGUCUUUGUGGAGGCUGCCCUGGCCCGGCCCGGCCCCAACCGGGGCCUCUCCCUCCGCCUCUGCUUCGUGUCACCCUCUUCGGACCCAGCCCGGCGCUCCCCCUUCCUGGUGCUGCGCGGAGGCUGUCCGGCCGAGCCGUCCGUGACUUUCCUCGCAGCGUCCUCUCAAGCCCCAUACCGCACCCGCCUCAGCUUCCGACUGCGGCCCCUCUUCAACGCCUCCGUGCAGUUUCUGCACUGCCAGCUGGGGCUCUGUCACCGGGGGGCUGCCCCGCCCGGUCCCCACGAGCCCCCGCCGUGUCUCUCCCAGGAUGAGGCCUGUAUGGGUGGUGGCGGCAGCGAGGAGGAGAGCGAGGAGUCUUGGGGGCGAGGCCGGAACCCGCGCACUCUGUCCCAGCCCAUCAUCGUCACCGUGCCUUGGCCUCCCCGGGCCUCCCGCCAGCCUCCCCUGGAGCGGCCGAAGAAGGGGGGCCCACGCAAGGAGCCAUCCUCCCCCGUCUCCCACGGACUGGAGCUGGCCCCUGUAGUGGGCAUCGCCGUGUCGGCUUUUGUGCUGGGGGCUGCUCUCUCCGCCGGGCUCAGCCUCAUCCACAUCCACACAGCUCACCGACCCCUUGCGAUCCCCCCCAGCAGCGGCUCUUCGGACCCCUCCCACUCAAGGCCGGCUCACUGAGUCCUCGAACAGAAAGCGGUGGAGAAGCCUGUGCCCUGGAGACGAGGAGUGGGGAAGGAGAAAACCCUCAUCGCCUCCUCGGGCUGCUUCUCCCAAACUGU
Molecule: messenger RNA, 1341 nt
Organism: Tachyglossus aculeatus (Australian echidna)
Lineage: Eukaryota; Metazoa; Chordata; Mammalia; Monotremata; Tachyglossidae
Gene: TGFBR3L
Product: transforming growth factor beta receptor 3 like
Exons: 9
Coding region: 17-1240 (407 amino acids)
Source: RefSeq, a predicted model, not a curated record